AGCCGUGCGCGCGCGUGCCUUGGUGUGGACUGACUGCGCAUGUCAGCAGCGGCUGACGUUGAGCCGCGGUCCUCGCCUCACACCGGGAGAGGAGUCCGCUGAGCUUCGCUCGACGAACCGCGUUGUUUACACUGAUAACGGAAGCUGAGGGCGGCGGAACCGGAGGUCCAUUCGGCCGCCUGAAUGAGAGGACCGUCAGGAUACCGUGAUUCUGCCUGCAGACUCCGCCCGGGGAUCGCCGGCGGAUCGAUGGGAUUUGUGGAGUAAAGUAAAUCAGCCAGCGGCCCCUCCCGGACACCGCGGACAGAGAGGAGGAACCAUGUCGGCAGCGCAGACCCAGAAGGAGAGCACUGAGGCGGGAUGGGGGUGUCUGGAGUCUUUGGGUCUUAGUCAGAAGGAGCUGGUUCUGGCUGAGGCUCUGCAGAUGGAGUAUGAUGCCCUUUCCAGACUCAAACAGGACAAGAACAGAACUGGACCCGACCAGACUGGACCUCGAGCUUCCCAUGAGAUUCACUGUAAGACCCUGAAUCCUCCAACCGAGCGACCCCGACCCACCCCCAGCCUGCACAUCCCUGCCCCCACAGAAGGGAACCUGCUGAGGGGACUCUCUGGGUCCGACUCCUCCCUGAAUCAGCCCGGGGGAUCCCAGUACCCCCUCCCCCUCCCAGCCAGGCCCACCCCUCCUCAUGGUGUCCAUGUCAAAGAGUCCCCCUACAUUCUGGACAGUCCAGAAGUCCGUAAGCUCAGGGAUGUCUCUGGGUCCAGCCCUGGGGACUCUUUUGGGCCUGGGUCAGGAUUCCUGUCCAAAGGCCUACCUGCUCUUCCUGAUGAUGUUCCUCCCGCCAUCCCACCAAGACAUCCCAUCCCCCCAGCCUCAGGGUCAGAGACCCCAUCCCUGCCCCCCCGGCCAUCCACUGCACCCCGAGACGUGAACCUGUUCACCCCCGAUGUGGGUCACCAAAAAGUGACAUCAGCAGAACUGGACUAUGACAGCAUCAUAGAUUCACUGUCCCGACUCAGCGAGGACAGAACUCACCUGCGCCGCGCCGACAGAGAAACAGCAGGGAAGCCCGUGGCUCGGAGUAAGACCCUCCCCCCUCAGGUGCCUCCCAGGACCUACACAACCAUAGCCAAGAGCAACAAGAACCAUCGGCGGGUUUCUGCUGGCCCGGUGUCUCUGAGCUCCAGGAUGAAUGGGUUUGGAUACGAGCUGUUCCAGGUGUUGGAGGAGCGAGAUGAAGAAGUGGCUGCCUUCUGUCACAUGCUGGACGUGUUGCGCUCAGCAUACCCCCACAGCAACUACUCAACGAAUGCUGGCUUUGUGUGGUCACCUUCCGUUGGCCACGAUGAGCUGCAUCAGGCCCUGGGGGUCAGCAUGAAGGUGACGAUCAUCAGCGAGCACUUCAGAGAACCUCUGACCUUCACCUGUGAUGGCUCCUCCACGGUGGAUCUGCUCAUCUAUCAGACUCUGUGCUACGCUCAGGACGACCUGGACCAUGUGAAUGUGGAUGACUACCUUCUGAAGGUCUGCGGACACGAAGAGUUCCUAAACAACUCUCAGACUUUGGCGGGUCUCGAGUUUGUCCAACAGUGUCUGAAGUUUGACUGGGACAUCCGUCUGUCUCUUACCAAGAGAUCUACCAUCAACACCAAGCUAGCCCGCAUGAAAGAAGACGACGACGCCCCGUCCUCCAUGAACCACUGCAUCCUGCUUCAGGAGCGUCCAGUCAAACAGACUGUCACCAGAGAGGCGCUAACGCUGCUGCUCGAUACGUUUCACAACGAAGCCGAGUCCUUUGUGCUGUCACAGGUGGAGCUUUCGUUGCAUGUGGAACGUCUUGUCCAGUCAGUGAAGGCGCUUUGCAGUUCAUUAGCUGCUGUGGAGACGCCAGAUGUGACGGCGGCCCUGAACCAGCUCCCAGCAUGCCCCUGUCGUCUGCAGCCCAAAGUCCUGAGGGAUGCUUCAGUGCUGGCGGUCAAAGAGAACAGAGAGUCGGUGGUGGAGAAGCUGACGGCAGCCAUCUUGGACCUGGUGGAAUUGUACUGCAGCACGUUUAAUGCCAACUUUCACACGACGCUCCAGAGUCGGAGCUGCAUGGCGCCAAUCCAGGAGGCUGGCCUCGUCACUAACUUGCUGUCCUUCAACGUGUACGCCGCCCACCGCAUCCCCAUCACCUGGGCCACCAGUUAUGAGGGUUUCUUCCUGUCCUGCUCACUAACUCAUGGAGGGGUGGAGCUCUGCGCUCCGCAGCACACGAGCAAACAGGCCAUCAGCAAAUACCUGUUCCACCUGGUGGUGUGGGACCAGAGGGUGUGUUUUCCUGUCCCGAUCAACCAGCUGCCCCGGGAGACUCAGCUGACGGUGACGCUGCACGCCAGUCUGCUGCCCCCCCCUGGAGGAGGCGAGGAGAAGGGAAAGCAGUGGCGCAGCAUUGAGGCUCUGGGCUGGGUCACCAUGCCGCUCUUCAACUUCAGACACAUCCUGACGUGUGGCAGGAAGUUACUGGGUCUGUGGCCUUCGACACCCAGGAGGAGCGGAAACGCUCGCACGAGUUCUCCCAACUUCUUCCAGCCGGACAGCGUCAUCCUGCAGGUGGACUUCCCCACCUCAUCCUUCGAGGUGGUCUUCAGCACUCCCCCCCCUGCAGACUUCUGUCCUCAGUAUGAAUUCAGUCGGCUGGACACUACUAGUCAGACCCAGCUGCAGAAUGUCCUGAAGCAGAAAGCCUUCUUCUGGCUGACAGCAGACGACAAGCGGCUCCUGUGGGAGAAGAGGGCGUAUUAUCAGACAGAAAGUGUGGCGCUGCCUCUGGUUUUGGCCAGUGCCCCCUGCUGGCAGUGGGCGUGUCUUCCAGAGAUCUAUGCUCUGCUCCGUCAGUGGGCAUGUCUGGUGCACCUGGAUGCUCUUGGACUUCUGCAUGCCUCGUUCCCAGACCAGGAGCUGAGGAGGACAGCAGUACAAUGGAUGGACUCCAUCUCAGACACUGAACUGUUGGACUACCUACCACAGCUGGUGCAGGCGCUGAAGUACGAGUGUUACCUGGACAGUUCUCUGGUUCGCUUCCUUCUACGGAGAGCCAUCGGGGACAUUCGUAUAGCUCACUACCUCUUCUGGUUGCUGAAGGACAACCUGCAGGACAGUCAGUUCAGUGCUCGGUACCAGCACCUCCUGGCCGCUCUGCUCUGCUGCGUGGGUCGGGCUCUGAGGGACGAGUUCGACCGGCAGUGCUGGCUCGUCUCCAUCCUCACCAAGGUGGCCCAGAAGGUUCGCGAUGCCUCGCCGUCCAGCCGGCAGGGUGCCCUCAGGGAGAGUUUAGAGGAAAUGAAGCAGUACUUCUCAAUCAACAGCUGCUGCAGACUUCCUCUGAACCCGGCGCUGCUCGUAACAGGAAUCAACAUCCAGUCCUGUUCCUUCUUCAACUCCAACGCCGUCCCCCUGAAGCUCUCCUUCCAGAAUCUGGACCCUCUGGGAGAGAACAUCAACGUCAUCUUCAAGUCAGGAGACGACCUGCGGCAGGACAUGUUGACCCUGCAGAUGAUUCGCAUCAUGAACAAAAUCUGGAUCCAGGAGGGUCUGGACAUGAGGAUGGUCAUCUUCAAAUGUUUCUCCACUGGCAGAGGGCGAGGUAUGGUGGAGAUGAUUCCUCAUGCUGACACUCUGAGGAAAAUCCAGGUGGAACAUGGAGUCACAGGAUCGUUCAAAGACCGAACAUUGGCUGACUGGCUGCAGAAGCACAACCCUACUGAUGAGCAGUAUGACAAGGCAGUGGAGAACUUCAUCUACUCCUGCGCCGGCUGCUGCGUGGCCACAUACAUCCUGGGAAUCUGUGACCGCCACAACGACAACAUCAUGCUGAAGACCAGUGGUCACAUGUUCCACAUUGACUUUGGGAAGUUCCUAGGACAUGCACAGAUGUUUGGAAACAUCAAACGAGACCGCGCCCCCUUCGUCUUCACCUCUGACAUGGCGUACGUCAUCAACGGGGGAGACAAACCGUCCAGCCGCUUCCACGACUUUGUUGAUCUGUGCUGUGAAGCAUACAACCUGAUCCGCAAACACACACACCUGUUCCUCAACCUGCUGGGCCUGAUGUUGUCGUGUGGAAUUCCUGAACUCUCCGACCUGGAUGACCUAAAGUACGUGUGUGAUGCCCUGAGACCCAAUGAGUCGGAGGCUGACGCUACGAUGUACUUUACCAGGUUGAUCGAGUCCAGUCUCUGCAGCGUCGCCACCAAACUGAACUUCUUCUUCCACAAUCUGGCUCAGAUGAAGUUCGCCUCGUCGGAGGAUCGGCUCACUCUGUCGUUCGCCCCUAGAGUCUACACGGCGAGGAGCGACGGCCUCAUCAAGAACCUUUUUAUCUGCAGACACAUCCGCACCGCCAGCACCAGCAAGGGUUACGCCUUUGUGGUGAAGGUGGAGCGUGAAGGUCAGCUGGAAGUUCAGCUGGUUCAGAGAACGUUUGAGGAGUUUCAGGAACUUCACAGCAAACUGGGACUCGUCUUCCCCUCGUCCAAGCUGCCCAGUUUCCCCAGCCGUUUGGUGAUUGGCCGUUCCCGAGGCGAGGCGACAGCUGACAGGAGGAAGGAUGAGCUAAACGGCUACGUGUGGCACCUAAUCCAUGCGGCGCCCGAGGUGGCUCAGUGUGACCUGGUCUACACCUUCUUCCACCCGCUGCCCAGAGAUGAGACAGGAGGAGCCAGCGCCAAACCAGCAGAGGUCUCCUGGGCUCCAGCUUCAGGAAAGGAGCUUGGUGAAAUCAAACUAUCUAUCUCCUACAAGAAUGACAAACUCUUUAUCAUGGUGAUGCACAUACGAGGCCUGCAGCCCCUGCAGGAUGGCACCGACCCUGACCCUUAUGUGAAGCUCUACCUUCUGCCAGACCCCAUGAAGAUGAGCAAGAAGAAGACGAAAGCUGCACGCCGCACCUGUAACCCUACCUACAACGAGAUGCUGGUGUAUGAUCGCAUCCCUCGGGGGGAUCUGGACCAGCGCUUGAUCCACCUCAGGGUUCUGAGCGACGGCGCCUUCUGGGAGAACACGCUGCUGGGGCAGACCUUCAUCCAUCUGAACAGGCUGGUCCCAGGUCAGCACUGGGUGGACUGGCACCAGCUGGGUGGGGCUGGCUCAGACUCGGCCCACUGACACAGUGGAAACAAAGGAAAGUCCUUUCAAAGUAAAAGCUGUGAAGGCUUAACCUCCCUUAGAUUGUGUAUGAGUGGGGUUAGCACCAGGUGAGAAUUCUUCAGGUGAUUGUUUGUAGUUUGCAGGAUUAAAAUCGUUUUUAAAGGGAGUUUCCCAUCACUGUUGGAUAGAAGAGGCAAAUCUGAGAUGAUUUUCCUGGACAUUAGGUAAAAACUGAACUAGCAGACUAAUUUCAACUGGAGUCUCACCUGUGACCUGAAAGGACAGGUGAGGAGCUCAGAGGCUUCAUCUUUAUCUGAUUUAAAGCUGAAGCUGUGGUGAGUUGUUCUGUGUAUCACAAGGAAGCAGAAAUCAGCUGAGUGGAAACUUUGUCUGACUAACGCAAGUCCCAUCGACCCGGAAGCCGAUCUCGGAUCAGAGACUAAAAAACAAACAUUUCACCGAAGAGAUGGGAAACAAAGGGAUGAAAAGACAACUUCGCUGGAGGUUUCUGGAUGAAACAAGCUGCUGAACUGUUGAUUAAACAAAAUCUUAUCUCCUGAAAAUAAAUCAAGGCUGAGCUCAGAGAUGAAGCAGCUGGAGCAGGUCAGGGGUCAAAGAUCAGGAGUCAGGUGAUGUUCUGCUGCUGCAUUUCUGAGUCAUGUGUUUUUUUGUUUUGUUUGUUGAAUUCCUUUGGUUUCUAUGCACUGUAGACCAGAUGAGAGCAGCAGAACUCAAACGGGUCAUCCAGCUGCAGUUGGAGCAAAGUGGAUCAGAACCAUAUCAGAACUCUAUAGGCUGAACUCGGACCUAGGUCCUGCUCAGUGGUCCGUGAGAGGUCACUGGUUUUGGACAAAUGGAGCUGCAUUCCUCUUUUGGAUGUGACCGAUACCGAGCUCUGUCAUCACGGUAACAGAUGAUGGAGACCUACGCUCAUCGGUCUCUGAGGACUGGCUGCUGUAGGUUGUGGACUGUGAUUGGUUCACUGAUCCAGAGACAGAAAAUCAGCUGACCAGAUGGAAUGCAGAUGUGUUGAGUGAAGCUCCGUCCACCAGCUGACCCAGACAGGUGAGUGGUUUGAGUCGUUAAGCUGACUGAACUUUGUGAAAAUGAAAAUGUGACGAGUUUGGAAACUUUUUUUAUUAUUUGCACUAAACAAUAAACUUUAAUUGAAAACUUC
Molecule: messenger RNA, 6305 nt
Organism: Nothobranchius furzeri (turquoise killifish)
Lineage: Eukaryota; Metazoa; Chordata; Actinopteri; Cyprinodontiformes; Nothobranchiidae
Gene: pik3c2b
Product: phosphatidylinositol-4-phosphate 3-kinase, catalytic subunit type 2 beta
Biological process (GO): phosphatidylinositol-mediated signaling; phosphatidylinositol 3-kinase/protein kinase B signal transduction; cell migration
Cellular component (GO): phosphatidylinositol 3-kinase complex; plasma membrane; cytoplasm
Molecular function (GO): 1-phosphatidylinositol-4-phosphate 3-kinase activity; phosphatidylinositol binding; 1-phosphatidylinositol-3-kinase activity
Source: RefSeq, a predicted model, not a curated record